AAAAGGGGGGUGGGUUUGAUUAAAUAGAAAACGAGAAAAGCCCUAUAACAGAUGAACGGAAAGUUUAUUUUUGUUGUUGUUUGAACAUCCGUGUGUGUGCGUUCAUGUGCGCGCCCGCUGUUUUGGCAUGUGGCUACCUUUUCCCUUGCAUACAACAGGGCUGUUUGAUGGAGUUUGGAGCUGAGGAAACUUUGGGUUUGUUGCCAGGACGGUUCGCAGAACUUUGUGGAAAGCAAAGCUUGAGACCGACAGAGAUGUCUUCCAAGCGACCAGCCUCUCCGUAUGGGGAAGCAGAUGGAGAGGUAGCCAUGGUGACAAGCAGACAGAAAGUGGGAGAAGAGGAGAGUGACGGGCUCCCAGCCUUUCACCUUCCCUUGCAUGUGAGUUUUCCCAACAAGCCUCAGUCUGAGGAAUUUCAGCCAGUUUCUCUGCUGACGCAAGAGAGCUGUGGCCAUAGGACUCCCACUUCUCAGCACAACACAAUGGAAGUUGAUGGCAAUAAAGUGAUGUCUUCAUUUGCCCUGCACAACUCAUCUACCUCACCCUUGAAGGCAGAAGAAGGUGGGCGUCAGAGUGGAGAGUCCUUGUCCAGCACAGCCCUGGGAACCCCAGAAAGGCGCAAGGGGAGCCUUGCAGAUGUCGUGGACACCCUGAAGCAAAGGAAAAUGGAAGAGCUGAUCAAAAAUGAGCCAGAAGAAACUCCCAGUAUUGAAAAGCUACUAUCAAAGGACUGGAAAGACAAGCUUCUUGCCAUGGGAUCAGGAAACUUUGGAGAAAUAAAAGGGACUCCAGAAAGCCUCGCUGAGAAAGAAAGGCAGCUCAUGGGUAUGAUCAAUCAGCUGACCAGUUUGAGGGAACAGCUGCUAGCAGCUCACGAUGAACAGAAGAAGCUGGCUGCAUCUCAGAUCGAGAAACAGCGCCAGCAAAUGGAGCUGGCUAAGCAGCAACAAGAACAGAUUGCAAGACAACAGCAGCAGCUUCUGCAGCAGCAACACAAAAUUAACCUUCUUCAGCAACAGAUCCAGCAGGUCCAGGGUCAGCUGCCUCCAUUAAUGAUUCCCGUAUUCCCUCCAGACCAACGAACCCUAGCAGCAGCUGCACAGCAAGGAUUCCUUCUUCCUCCUGGUUUCAGCUACAAGGCAGGAUGCAGUGACCCCUACCCCGUUCAGCUGAUCCCAACUACCAUGGCAGCUGCUGCCGCAGCAACACCAGGCUUAGGUCCACUCCAGCUGCAGCAGUUGUAUGCUGCCCAACUUGCUGCGAUGCAAGUGUCUCCGGGAGGCAAGAUUCCUGGCAUUUCCCAGGGGAACCUUGGUGCUGCUAUGUCCCCUACCAGCAUCCACACAGACAAGAGCACAAACAGCCCUCCACCCAAAAGCAAGGAUGAAGUGGCCCAGCCUCUGAACCUUUCAGCCAAACCCAAGACAUCUGAUGGCAAAUCUCCUACAUCACCCACCUCUCCUCACAUGCCAGCUCUGAGAAUAAACAGUGGGGCCAGUUCACUAAAGUCCUCUGUGCCAGCAACAUUAGCAAGUCCUUCGGCCAGAGCCAACACAAUAGACAUCCUUUCUUCUAUCACGUCGUCAGGUUAUUUAAAUGACCAUGAUGCUGUUACGAAGGCGAUUCAGGAGGCCCGACAGAUGAAGGAGCAGCUACGGAGGGAGCAGCAGGUGCUGGAUGGGAAGGUGGCCGUGGUGAACAGCCUGGGUCUCAAUAACUGCAGGACAGAAAAAGACAAAACAACACUGGAGACCCUGACUCAGCAGCUGGCAGUAAAACAGAGUGAAGAUGGGAAGUUCAGCCAUGCAAUGAUAGAUUUCAACAUGAGUGGAGAUUCUGAUGGAAGCGCAGGAGUUUCAGAGUCUCGGAUUUACCGGGAAUCCCGAGGACGUGGUAGCAAUGAGCCCCACAUCAAGCGCCCAAUGAAUGCAUUCAUGGUGUGGGCUAAGGAUGAACGGAGGAAGAUCCUUCAAGCCUUCCCUGACAUGCACAACUCAAACAUCAGCAAGAUACUAGGAUCUCGCUGGAAAGCUAUGACAAACCUAGAGAAGCAGCCAUACUAUGAGGAGCAGGCUCGGCUCAGCAAACAGCACCUGGAGAAAUACCCAGACUACAAAUACAAGCCCAGGCCGAAGCGUACCUGCCUUGUAGAUGGCAAAAAGCUACGCAUUGGCGAGUACAAGGCCAUCAUGCGCAACAGACGCCAGGAGAUGAGGCAGUACUUUAAUGUUGGGCAACAAGCACAGAUCCCCAUUGCCACAGCUGGUGUAGUGUACCCAGGAGCCAUUGCCAUGGCAGGAAUGCCUUCCCCACACCUGCCCUCGGAGCACUCAAGCGUGUCCAGCAGCCCAGAGCCUGGCAUGCCCGUCAUCCAGAGCACUUACGGGGUCAAGAGUGAGGAGCCACACAUCAAGGAGGAGAUGCAGCCUGACGACGUCAACGGAGAGAUCUACGAUGAGUACGAUGAGGAGGAGGACGACCCCGAUGCAGAUUAUGGCAGUGACAGUGAAAACCACAUUGCAGGGCAAGCCAACUGAUGGGGGUCCCAGUGUCUCGUGACCUGCAGGACUUCAAGGAGAAAAGAAAAAAAAAAAUCCCCAUCUGGUUUAUCCUUGCCAGUGGCCAAGCACAUUAACUUUCUCAUACACUGACUGUUACUUUAACUGUUAGUCUUAACUAGUUGGGACAUCAGCUGACUAAUAGACACAGCCUGCAUCAGAAGAAAAAAGGCUUAGAAGAAAGGAAACAGAGACAACAACAACAACAGAAUGAUAUAAGCUAUGGGUAAAAUAAUGCCAGUAAUUCAGCUGCUAUACCCAAGCACUGAAGUCUUACCCGUCGACCUUUUAUUAUUAUUUUUUUUUUUCAAAUAAA
Messenger RNA from Ficedula albicollis (Collared flycatcher), 2874 nucleotides. RefSeq names its product SRY-box 5 (gene SOX5). The transcript has 15 exons. Lineage: Eukaryota; Metazoa; Chordata; Aves; Passeriformes; Muscicapidae. Gene Ontology annotation, cellular component: nucleus. Bases 105 to 2537 code for a protein of 810 amino acids. Gene Ontology annotation, molecular function: RNA polymerase II cis-regulatory region sequence-specific DNA binding; DNA-binding transcription factor activity, RNA polymerase II-specific. The record is from RefSeq and is a predicted model, not a curated record. Gene Ontology annotation, biological process: cell fate commitment; regulation of transcription by RNA polymerase II; positive regulation of chondrocyte differentiation.